CUCAGAUUCCUGUUUCUUCAAUCCUCACCAAAAUUUUCUCCGGAAUCAGAAUAAAUUACCCAGAGAAAGAUACAUAAUUUGCCCCCCAGCUCACUGCCUAAUUAACGCGCGCGGGACAGGAACUCAGCAAUGGCGGAAAAGAGAGUUUUCACCCUCUCCCAGGUUGCCGGACACAAAUCCAAGAAAGAUUGCUGGCUUGUCAUUAACGGCAGAGUACUGAACGUCACCAGUUUCUUGGACGAUCACCCGGGAGGAGAAGAGGUGCUGUUGGAAGUAGCAGGCAAGGAUGCCACCAAGGAAUUCAUCGACAUCGGACACAGCAAUGCGGCGCAAAACCUGCUGGCCAAGUACCAGGUGGGUGUUCUCCAGGGGUAUACUAUCAAGGAGGAGGGCGGCACCGAUGGUGCUCCGGUUGAGGAACCAAAGAAGAAAGAGAUGAGUGCUUUUGUGGUCAAGGGCGGCCAAACACCCAAAUACGCAGCGUUCCUCGAGUUCUUCGUGCCGCUCUUGGUCGCCGGUUCCUACUUCAGUUACAGAUACCUAUCCAACGCUGCCCAAAUGGUCUAAUGAAUCAGGCAAUCUCAGUUUGAUCUGUGUUCUCACUGGAACUAGGAUUAUAUUAUAUUGUAUCAUGUCACGCGUUUGUCUUUGGCAAUAAAUAUGGGGAUUGAAUAUGGAUUUUUCUUCGUAAUUAUGAAACUACUACUGUACAGAGUACAAGGGGACAAAAUCUGCCUUUGACAUGCUACAAAUAUGUGUAGACACAAGGACAGAAGUUUCAGGUACAAUGAGGAGAAGAAAAAGAUAAUAUAUUACAACAUCUAAAAUUUCCAAUGUACUUGUAUCAAAAACAAAUUUCCAAGGCAGCAUUCUGGGCCUGAAACCUUGGUCUAGCUUCUCUGUCACUGGUGGGCUCCUUAGUGAUACAAACAGAAGUUGCCCCUUCAUCCAGAAAUCAAUAUUUCGUAGGAGAAUACAAGAUAUUGUCCACAGAAAAAGUGGGGAGGGGCAAGGAAGGCCCUGUCAGUUUUGUGGUAUAACUAGCAAGGAGAAAUUGGACCCUUCAAAGAUAAUAUUGCAAUUACGCCAAUCAAAUAAUCAACUCUAUCCACUGGAACCGUAACUGCGCAACUUAUGUUAUCCAUUGAUCUCAUAACUCCAAAUAUUCUGCCGCCUUAAUGUAAAUUACAGGCUGAAGAUCCUGAACUUACCGUUCAAACUACUACAGUCCGAACUGCAAUUAAAACUGCAUAAAACCAUCAAACAGAAGGCAUAAGCCUCAUAGAUAUUAUGAACUCAACUAAAAAUAUGUGAAUAUU
This is a messenger RNA of Rubroshorea leprosula, 1319 nucleotides long. The record is from the annotation of a GenBank genome assembly. Lineage: Eukaryota; Viridiplantae; Streptophyta; Magnoliopsida; Malvales; Dipterocarpaceae.